This is a messenger RNA of Penicillium lagena, 1068 nucleotides long. Its product is annotated as dihydroflavonal-4-reductase. NCBI's taxonomy places the organism in Eukaryota, Fungi, Ascomycota, Eurotiomycetes, Eurotiales, Aspergillaceae. The coding region runs from base 1 to 1068 and encodes 355 amino acids. The record is from RefSeq and is a predicted model, not a curated record. The transcript has a single exon. Gene Ontology annotation, molecular function: oxidoreductase activity, acting on the CH-OH group of donors, NAD or NADP as acceptor.
AUGUCCAAACCGCUCAUAUUUAUCACCGGUGGCACAGGAUUCAUCGGCUCACAUGUAGCCCUAGCCCUCCUGAAUGCAGGAUACCGCGUGCGUCUCAGUAUCCGCGAUCCAAAGCAAGAAGCUGUCCUGCGAGCGCGCUACAAUGAUUUCGACGGGUCCGUUGAGAUCAGCUUGAUUCCGGACUUGUCCAAGCAAGAGUAUUUCGAUACGGCCCUCAAGGAUGUCGACCAUGUCUUCCAUCUUGCUUCUCCGCUGCCCGCCCCCAGCGGCGACUUGAAAAAAGAUUACAUUGAUCCCGCUGUGAACGGUACGCUGGCAGUUCUCCGUGCUGCGAGUGCAUAUCCGCAGAUCAAGAAGGUGGUGGUUAUGUCGUCGGUUUUGGGGAUAACGCCCGUGCUGGAUAUGUUCGUCUACAAGGAUAUUACGUGGAACGGUACGUAUAACCCUAGACGUAUUUUGGAGAAAACGAACAAAAAGCUAAAGCCCUAUGCAGAGAAUAGCCGCGAGGUUAUUCCCGUGGACACCUCGGUCGUUUACCCAGAUGACUUGUUCGGAGGCGCCAAGAAAUAUUCCACCUCCAAAAUCAUGGCUCACCAGGCGACGCGCGACUUUCUCAAAAAUGAGAACCCCCAUUACAACCUGAUCACCCUGCACCCAAGCUUCGUGAUGGGCGAGAGCCUGAUUCAGGAAACAGCUGAGCAGAUCAGCGGCAUGAACGCCUACUUCUUGAUAUCUCUUGCGAGCAAGCAGCCUCUUCUGGGUACGGGGUGGGUGCACGUUCUCGAUGUUGCCGACGCGCAUGUCAAGAUUUUGCAGACGGAUCUGCAGACCGGGACGGAGAUUAUCCUCUGUCGUCCUGUGAUUGCUUGGGAGGAUGUUGCUUCGUUCGUUAGGAGCAAGUAUCCCGAUCUGCCGGUGAAUCUGGAGCCGCCGUUUCCGGGGAAAUGGACUAUUAAUAAUGAUAUUGCUGAGAAGAGCUUGGGUAUUCAGUGGAGAAGUAUGGAGACCAUUGUGCAGGAUGUUCUGGAUCAGCAGUUGGCUCUGCAGACUAACGCUGCCGCGGCUUAG